ACAUGAGAUGCACGUGUCGUAGGGUUUUAAGCUGUACGAAAGGUUUUUGUAGCGUUCGUCUAGCUUCCAUUGCCGAAGUAAUGACCGAACAGACACCGUAAACCGCCUCCGCCAUGAAACACCUUUCCUCCAUAACCGUCUUCCUUAGCUCUUCUUCACGCUCCCUUUUCCGCCGUACACCCUUCUUCUUCAAUCCCGAACAUGAGACAACACUCGUCGGAAUCUCCCAUUUCUCAACCUCAUCAUCACCAGACUCCUACCAUUCACAUUCAAGAAGAAAUUCAGAGGAUGUUAGAAACGUUAGGGUUUCUGUUUGGUGGGACUUCGAGAACUGUCAAGUACCGUGUAACGUUAAUGUCUAUAAAGUUACUCACUUUAUUACGUCUGCUGUUAGAUCAGUCGGUAUCAAAGGACCUAUUCAGAUCACGGCGUUUGGUGACGUUGUUCAGUUGUCUAGGUCUAAUCAGGAGGCUUUGUCUUCCACUGGGAUCAACCUUACGCAUAUUCCUAAUGGGGGCAAGAACAGUGCAGAUAGGUCUCUUCUAGUGGACCUUAUGUAUUGGGUUUCUCAAAAUCCACCACCCGCUCAUCUUUUUCUAAUAUCCGGGGACAGAGACUUUGCUAGCACCUUACACCGCUUACGAAUGAACAAUUACAACGUGUUGCUUGCUAGUACCGAUAACGCUCCCGCAGUUCUUUGUAGUGCUGCAAGCAUCAUGUGGCAGUGGACUUCAUUGGUCAAAGGGGAAAAUCUAACUGGAAGGUAUUUCAACCAACCUCCAGAUGGUUCUUACGCUUCAUGGUACGGCCAUUACAGAGUUCCUCUUGAAGACCCUUUUGCAGUUUGCAACCACGUUUAUAACCAAACUUCAUCUGUGCAAUCAGAUGAAACUUCUAAUUCCGACAAUAUUCGUCCGAUUCCUAAACCAGUUAUGAAUGCGAUACGUAAUACGUUGAACUCAUAUCCUAAAGGGAUCUCGAUCACAGAACUUCGAUCUGAAUUGGGGAAGAGUAAUAUUACAAUCCAUAAGGAUUGGUAUGGUCAUAAGAAGUUCUCCGCUUUUCUCAUGGCCAUGCCAAAUUUGUUGCGACUUCAAUCUCAGAAGGAUGGUCAACAUAUCGUACAUGGAAUUAGCCCAAAAAGUAACGGUCCUGAUACAGUUUCUGGUCCCGGUACUAUAAAAGAUUCAAAGGACUCGGUUCCAGUUGUUACUUUGAAGGAAGAUGUUGCUAACAGGGAAAUAUUCUCAGCUUCUUCCAAGUUAGAUAAUGAAAAUAAUUCUACAGAGUCCCAAGCACUUCCAAUAAAAGAGGAACAGCCGCCACAACAAGUUUUGGAACAGCCGCCUGUUGUUGAGAAGUUGGAGAAGGUUGAAGUCAACGUCGGUCAAGUGUGUCCAGCAAAGAUAAAUAGAGCUGAACCUGAAGUGGGAUAUUUGAAGUCUUUGUGGAGAAAAUGGUUUAGAGGUAAUGAUGAUAAUGAUUGUUUUACUACGCAGAAUAGCACUGGUGCAGUAAACGUUGAUGGGAACUGUUCGGUUUCAAAAGAUCAAUCGUCUGAGGAGGGGAAAGUAUCCCGAUCUUCUUUAUUGACUAGUGAAGUUGUUCAAGAUGCAAAAAUCGGUGGAAAAUCUACAGAAGUUGCAGAUAAAGUUAGCAAGCCUCGUGGCAUCUUUAGUCAGAUUGCGGGAUGGUGUAAAUUUUGGGAAAGUGAUAAGAACGCUGAUGAUCUGAAGGCAGAAUCAAGGAAAACUGAUGAAGAGGUAUCGAGAUAUUCCGAGAUGAAGGAAAUCUUCACGGAAUCUUUUUGGAAUGACGUGUUGGCUUUCUUAGAAAGCUCCAAAGGUUCAGCCUCAAUUUUGCAGUCUAAGACCAGGCAGGAGAUGGUGCACAACUUCAAGCAAUUCGGACCGUCUCAACUUCAAUCUUUAACUGAAAAGCAUAUUUUACACCUCGUGGACGCACUAAUUUCCGAGAAAAAAUGGGUGGUAGAAAACCCAACCAGGACUUUUCCUUUCAGAAUCGUUGGACCUUCUAGAAGCAGCUCGUCCAGCAAACCUUUAAAUUCAAAAGGAUCUGCAAACAACAAUGAUUCACAAGUGCAAAAACAGGAAACAGGACCGAAAAUUUCUCCCAAAAACAGAAGUCAGAUAUUAAGCGAUUGCCAGAAGCUUGUGAACGAGGUCGUUAAAGAACAUCCCGAAGGUUUCAAAAUUUGCAUCUUUAAAAAACUAUUCCUAGAAAAGUACGGUUAUCAUUUGGAAGUUCAACAACUUGGUUACCAGAAGCUUGCAACUCUGCUUCAGAUCAUGCCAGGGGUGAAGCUAGAAUCCAAUCAUAUUUUUCCGUCUGGUGGUGGUUUUCGUUCAAAAGAUGCCGAUGUAUCAAAAAAGGACGAUGAUAUUGAUACCCAAUGGGAAGAACUGGGACCCAUUGAACGAAUGAAAACAAAGAAAGAUGAUUUUGAAACCGUUUCGGAUAACGAUCUGUCUGAUUCAGAUUCAGAAAGUACUCCAACAGAAGUACAAAACCAAACAAAGGGUAGGAAAGAAGAAAGCUCGUUAUUGCAGAUACUCGAUUCAUGGUAUAGUAACAAAGAGGAUACCACGAGCAGGAUAACAUCAGACGGGUCUGAGAAACCGCCUUUGUAUGAUGAUGCUGAUAAGCAAAAACCUUCAAAACGUUACUCGUUUGUGGCUGAUAAACCUGUGGAUGGCAAUGAAAACUUGAUUAAUGGCAUAUUGGGCAGCUUGAAGAAACCAGAAAACAGUUCAGCAGAGUCCAAGUUUCAGGGCUGAACGGUUUUUCAUUACAGAAAGUCAUCCUGGCUGGCUGGAAUUUUUCAUGAUUGGGCCAUAAGGGUUUCGUUGCAGGUCAUCAAGCCUCGACGAUAACGUGUAACCGAAUAUGAUAUUUAUUAUUAUGUUGCCAUUGUCGCUACACCAUUUUAUGUACGUGUCGCCAUUUAGGGAACUAUGUUCACUCGUGAGAGCCUAAUCGUGCAGUAUGCACGAAAACAUAAAGCGACCCAUGUGUCGCGCAUGAGAGUUGGGAAUUUACUUCAUGGCACGUUUUGUUUUCGAGGUU
Molecule: messenger RNA, 3087 nt
Organism: Helianthus annuus (common sunflower)
Lineage: Eukaryota; Viridiplantae; Streptophyta; Magnoliopsida; Asterales; Asteraceae
Exons: 3
Coding region: 114-2798 (894 amino acids)
Biological process (GO): regulation of gene expression
Cellular component (GO): peroxisome
Molecular function (GO): RNA nuclease activity
Source: RefSeq, a predicted model, not a curated record